CCCGAACAACCUCCCUCCCAUCCCCAGCUCGGUCCCCUCCGCACACAAACAUGACGCGUGUGGCGAGUUUAUCCGGAUUGUCUGUUUUUCUGGGCUAGGAUUUCGGGUCCACUUGUUAGUCCACGGGACACCUGUAAGCGUCACGGUGACUGUGGGGAAGGCCGUCCGGACCCCCAGACCCCCCGUCCCCGUCCCCGUCCCCGACCAUGGUGGUGUUCAACGGGCAGCUGCGCAUCCGGAUCUGCGAGGCGCUAGACCUGAAGCCCACGGCGUGGUCCCUGCGUCACGCCGUGGGCGCCUCCGCCAAGAGCUCCAAGGGCUUCCUGCUGGACACGUACGCGGCGCUCAACGUGGACGAGUCGCGCGUGGGCCAGACGUGCACGCGACCGCGCACCAACAGCCCGGCGUGGAACGACGACUUCACCGCGGAGGUGCACGACGGCCGCGCCAUCGAGCUGGCCGUCUUCCACGACGCGCCCAUCGGCUACGACGAAUUCGUCGCCAACUGCAUCAUCGGCUUCGACGACCUCCUGCAAGGCGGAAACAAGCACUUUGAGGACUGGGUUGACCUGGAGCCCGACGGGAAGGUGUACGUUAUCAUUGAUCUUUCGGAAUCGUCGAGUGAAGCGGCGACGGCCAGCAGCGACAAUGAGGAGCGCGUCUUUCGCCAGCGGAUGCGUCCCAGGAAGCGGCAGGGCGCCCUCCGCCGACGGGUCCAUCAGGUCAACGGCCACAAAUUCAUGGCCACCUACCUGAGGCAGCCCACCUACUGCUCGCAUUGCCGCGACUUCAUAUGGGGCGUGUUGGGCAAGCAGGGCUACCAAUGUCAAGUCUGCACGUGUGUGGUCCACAAGCGCUGCCACGAGCUCAUCAUCACCAAGUGCGCCGCCAUGAAGAAGCAGGACGACAAAGUGGAGGAGCCAGUGGCCUCGCAGCGGUUCAGCGUCAACUUGCCGCACAAGUUCCGCAUCCACAACUUUAAAGUUCUCACCUUCUGCGACCACUGCGGCUCACUGCUGUGGGGUCUGCUGAGGCAAGGCCUGCAGUGCAAAGUAUGUAAGGUGAACGUCCACAGGCGCUGCGAGAGCAACGUGGCGCCCAACUGCGGCGUGGACGCCCGCGGCAUCGCCAAAGUCCUUUCCGACCUCGGAGUCACACCUGACAAGAUCUCCAACAGCGCGCAGAGGCGCAAAAAGUCGCAGCUCCCUCGGGUUCACAACCUCGAACGGCUUCCCGCCUUACCUCAGACUAAAGAAGACCGGACCAGGUCGGCCCCCACGUCUCCGUGUGACCCAGAAGCGAAGGAUCUGGAGAACAUCCGCAAAGCCCUCUCUUUUGACCAUCGCGGCCAGGAACUCUCGUUGCUCUCCGCCGCCGCGGUCACGGAUGAGCGACGGGAAAACGGCCGGGUCGAGGCUCACGGCGCCGCCGAGCCCAAAAGGAUGGACCUGAGAGACUUUGUCUUCAUCAAAGUGCUGGGAAAAGGAAGCUUCGGAAAGGUGAUGCUGGCCGAGCUCAGGGGCAGCGAAGAGGUUUUUGCCGUCAAGGUGCUGAAGAAGGACGUCAUCCUGCAGGACGACGAUGUGGACUGCACGCUGACCGAGAAGCGCAUCCUGGCGCUGGCCCGCCAACAUCCUUACCUGACGCAGCUGCACUGCUGCUUCCAGACCCAAGAGCGUCUGUUCUUUGUGAUGGAGUACGUGAACGGCGGUGACCUGAUGUUCCAGAUCCAGCGUUCCAGGAAGUUUGACGAGGCGCGCUCGCGAUUCUACGCCGCCGAAGUCACAUCGGCGCUGAUGUUCCUGCACCGCCAUGGCGUCAUUUACAGGGACUUGAAGCUCGACAACAUCCUGCUGGACGCAGACGGCCACUGCAAGCUGGCAGACUUUGGCAUGUGCAAGGAGGGCAUCCUCAACGGGGUCAGCACCAACACCUUCUGCGGGACGCCAGACUACAUCGCGCCCGAGAUCCUGCGGGAGCUGGACUACGGUCCGUCGGUGGACUGGUGGGCUCUGGGGGUGCUGAUGUACGAGAUGAUGGCGGGUCAGCCUCCGUUCGAGGCCGACAACGAGGACGACCUGUUCGAGUCCAUCCUGCACGACGACGUCCUCUACCCGGUCUGGCUCAGCAAGGAGGCCGUCGGCAUACUCAAAGAGUUCAUGACCAAAAGUCCCAGCAAGCGUCUGGGCUGCGUGGCGGCUCACGGCCUGGAGGACGCCAUCAAGCUCCACCCCUUUUUCCGAGAGAUCGACUGGACGCUGCUGGAGGGACGCAAGAUACAACCGCCGUUCAAGCCUCGCAUCAAAACCAAACGGGACGUGAACAACUUUGACCAGGACUUCACGCGAGAAGAACCCGUCCUGACGCCGGUGGACGACAGCACGGUCAAGCAGAUCAACCAGGACGAGUUCAAAGGUUUCUCCUACUUUGCGGACGACAUCGCGGCGUAGGCGAGGACGUAAGGCCGAAACGCCGAACCGCGGAGGACUCAUACGAUGGCAUCUUUGCACAACCACAAGUCAGCUUGAGACUGCUUCCUCGCAAACUGCUCCGGGAAUUAGACCAGACCGUCUGGCUUCCAGUGUGGCUGGUUCAUCUGCCGAGGAAGCCAUGUCACACUUCCUCGCGCGUGUGUGAGUGUACCUUAUCUGCGUGUAUGUUUGUCCCUGAAAUCACCCCCCCCCCCCACACACACACACAGGUGGGCACCACCCAUGAUCUUUUUUUGACGCGUUGGAAACAAGCAAAGUGCAUUUGGAGGGAUCAAAGAGCAGCAGCUGUAUUCACAGCACGCGUUUGUCUUCUCCAAAACGGCCGACAUGCUUCUGUUACAUUUUUUUUUUGACCCAGAAGUGCUGUCUGAGUGAAUUUGGGUCAGCACUUGCGGGUCAAAGUUGGUCUGGUGUGACUUGCUUUCACUUUCCCACUACCCCCACCUC
Messenger RNA from Hippocampus comes (tiger tail seahorse), 2939 nucleotides. Its product is annotated as protein kinase C epsilon type-like. The record is from RefSeq and is a predicted model, not a curated record. Gene Ontology annotation, biological process: protein phosphorylation. The coding region runs from base 207 to 2450 and encodes 747 amino acids. Lineage: Eukaryota; Metazoa; Chordata; Actinopteri; Syngnathiformes; Syngnathidae. The transcript has 15 exons. Gene Ontology annotation, molecular function: ATP binding; diacylglycerol-dependent serine/threonine kinase activity.